Molecule: messenger RNA, 975 nt
Organism: Haemonchus placei
Lineage: Eukaryota; Metazoa; Nematoda; Chromadorea; Rhabditida; Trichostrongylidae
Source: the annotation of a GenBank genome assembly
AUGCCUAUAAAAAUCGGAGGACUGGCCGCAGUUAUGAGCGGGCAAAGGAUCGCUGAAAGAAGACAUGAUCCUACUAUUAUACGCUCAUCUGCUCUUCACAUCGGUCUUAUCGUUGCGUGCGUCAUUUAUAUCUACGUUGGCGCCCUCAUGUUCAAACAUUUGGAAUUUCCUCAUGAGGUCAGUUCCUACAUGCUGGGAAAUACUGCUAAAAUAGCCGCUCCACAAUUNAUUCGAUGCUAUUUCUGUGUAUGCCCUAUUGAUGGCUUUCUUACAGAUUUGAGAUACACUAACGCAACACUCGAAAUUCUUAUCGACGAAUAUCUCGAGAACUUAUUCGUCGAAUUUGAUAAUCCUAUUGCCAGAAACUAUUUUGACUCUAUAUUUUACAAUAAUGGCGAAUACGUCGAAUCGUGGACCAUGGAUUCGGCUGUGCUAUUCACUGCCACAACAUUGGUUCCAGUAGGAUUCGGCCUUGUCACACCUCUAACAUGGUGGGGUCGUCUUUUUCUCAUCAUCUAUGCCAUUUUCGGUAUACCAUUGGCACUUGUCACGAUUUCUGAUAUCGGGAAGUUUUGCUGUGACUCGGCCUUCAAGUUCUUUCGAGAGGUUCGUAACUUAUCAGGUAAAGUCAUGUUCAUGGCGGUUCUUGUCAUACUACUGUUAUUGUAUCCGUUCGUGGGAGGAGUCUGCAUCCACAAAGUGUCGCAUUUAUCAUUGUUCGACAGCAUCUAUUACUGUUGUAUCACAAUUCUUACUGUCGGAUACGGCGAUAUUGAGCCACCUAUAUCCGUACCAUUCCUAAUAUUAUUCAUAUUCGUGGGGGUGACAUUGGUGACUAUAUCAGUAGACGUAGUAGCAACAAAUAUUAUCCAUCAAGUGCACUACAUGGGAAGGCGAAUGGGAAAAGCGCGGGUGAUAGCCGACAGAAUGGUACAGGUAAGAUCGCAAACACCUUUUACAGUGAUCUCAAAGUAA